CAGCUGACCCUCAUUCCAAAACAGAUCAGCAGCGCUCAGCAGCAAUGACUAACUUUCUGGAGGAGCGGCCAUUCGGCUCGCAGUACACCAAUGUCUACCUUUCCAUCUUCGCCCUGUUCUGCUUCAAGCUCUUCGUCAAGAUCAGCCUGAACAUCCUCACACACUUCUAUGUGGUCAAGGGGAACCGGAAGGAGGCGGCGCGCAUCGCUGCAGAGUUCUACGAUUUCGGCCAAGGGCACAGUAAGUGAUCCGAGUGUGUCUGAGACACGUGCAGGGGGGUUUGGGAGAACUCAGGAGAAGAUGUUAUGCCUUUCUACAAGCCUUCAUACUCUUCAUGCAGGCUCAUGGGCGGACCGAUCUCCACUCCAUGAAGCUGCAAGCCAGGGACGCCUUCUGGCCCUGAAGACGCUGCUGUCACAGGGUUACAAUGCAAACCUUGUCACCAUCGAUCACGUGACUCCACUGCACGAGGCGUGUCUGGGCGAUCAUGUGGCGUGUGCCAGAGCGCUCAUCGAGGCCGGAGCUAAUGUGAACGCUACCACCAUCGAUGGAGUAACUCCUCUGUUUAACGCCUGUUCUGCGGGCAGUGCCACGUGUACAGAGGUUCUGCUGGAGCACGGCGCUAACCCACAGCCUGAGCCGUGCCAACCCUCACCGAUCCACGAGGCCAGCAGCAAAGGAAGGACGGCGUGUGUGGAGGCUCUGAUAUCGUGGGGGGCAGAUGUGGAUUACGAUAUUCCUCACUUAGGAACACCACUUUACAUCGCCUGCGCCUCCCGAGAGCUACAGUGCACACGCAAACUUCUAGAUGGAGGUGCUAACGUACAGAAGGGGCGUUUCCUGGACACGCCCCUUCACGCCGCCGCGCAGAAAGACUGCCCCGAGAUCGUCAAAGUGCUGCUGGAGUUCGGCGCCAACAUCAACACUCGGAACCUGGAGCUGCAGAAGGCGGUGGAGACGGCGCCCCCUAGCAGCCUGGCAGAGCGCGUGCUAAUGCACUACGAAGUUACUCCGCGCUCUCUGAGUGAGCUGUGCAGGUUGUGUAUCAGAGAGUAUCUGGGACGCACGAGGCUUCAUCUCAUCCCUCAGCUCCGACUGCCACCUCUGCUCCACAGAUUCCUGCAGCACAGAUAGACACGUGUCUCUCUCUCUCUCUCUCUCUCUCUCUCCCUCUCCAUCCACCUAUUCACUUUGUCUCUGUGUCUGUUUCUGUCUCUCUCUCUCUGUCUACCUAUAUUACUCUACAUCUCUCUCUCUGUCGCUUUCUCUCUCUCUCUCUCUCCAUCCACCUGUCCAAUUUGUCUCUGUGUCUGUCUCUCUCUCUCUCUCUCUCUCUGUACCUGUCUGUCUCUAACUGUCUCUCUCUCCAUAUAUCUCUCUAUCCACAUUUCUCUCUUUCUCUGCACAUGUAUCUGUCUCUUUCUCUCUUUCUGUGCCUCUUUUACCACCUGUAUCUCUCCAUCUCUGCUUCUCUGCAUCUGUCUCUCUCUCUCUUUCUGUCUUUUUCUGUCUGUCCAUCUCUCUCUGUGUGUCUCUACACCUGUCUCAGUCUCCACCUGUCUUUCACUCACCUCUCUUGUCUGUCUCUCUCCACCUGUGUCUCUCUUUCCCCUCCUCUCUCUCUCUCUCUCUCUCUCUCUCUCUGUCCACCUGUCUCACCAGCCUGUUCCUGUCUGUCCGUGUGUAUCUGUCUGUCUCUCACUCCACGUGUCUGUGUCUUUCCACCUGUCUCUCUCUGUUUCUCUCCACCAGUCUCUGUUUCUCUACCCGUGUCUAUCUCUCUUCCUGUCUCUCGCUAUCUCUCUGUCUGUCAUUUGAUUUUAUAUUUUAUCUCUCCUUUUAUCUGUAUCUGUGUUUUCUUGUUGUUUAUUUUGUCUCUCAAGUGCAUUUGUUGUCUUCUUUAUAACACAAAAGAAUGAAUUGCUUGCUCUUGAUUUAAAUAUAAUGUCUGUUAAAAAAAAACAUUAAUUUCGUUUAUGGUAUCACAAUCCACAAUGUUUAACGUCACUCCGGGUUCAUGAGGAAGUGUCUCACACCACGUUCACACUGGCGAGGGGAAAAAGCGACUGUUUACACUUUUUCCACAAGAGUUUCUCUCAUUCAUGCAGUUUGGUUUUAAAUGAUGAGUCGAAAUGAUGAACUGUAACGCACUGUACGGUGUAUUAUGCAUUUUUCUACAAUUUUAUAUUCAGUGCUUAGAUGUACACCAUAUCCUUUACAGAGUGACACUGAUUUUUCCUCCUCACAGUUUUCUUUUAUUUCUUUCUUACCUUUUAAAAGCUGGAAAGUUUUCAGUCAACCCUUCUGAAAACGUCUGCGACUCGUUUGCUCCUAACGCUUGAUCAUCAACGGUUCCGUCUUUCUCGGAAAUUCGUAAUACAAACAGUGACCUAAAGCCAUAUCAGAAAUGCUGGAAGGACAAACACAGAGUUAUCUGUCCUUCUGUUCUCUUCUCACAUCUCACACUGUUUGAUCUCGUGGUGUGUUCAACCUGCCGAGUGUGUAUCAUAAUCACAACUGUACAGUGUUUUACUGAAACCUCAGCAUGUCAACAAAUAUACAGGAAUAAAAAAUGGAAAUGUUUAA
Molecule: messenger RNA, 2586 nt
Organism: Pangasianodon hypophthalmus (striped catfish)
Lineage: Eukaryota; Metazoa; Chordata; Actinopteri; Siluriformes; Pangasiidae
Gene: asb5b
Product: ankyrin repeat and SOCS box containing 5b
Exons: 7
Coding region: 169-1134 (321 amino acids)
Biological process (GO): protein ubiquitination; positive regulation of protein catabolic process; intracellular signal transduction
Molecular function (GO): protein binding
Source: RefSeq, a predicted model, not a curated record